Ceratosolen solmsi marchali is the source of this 350-nucleotide messenger RNA. RefSeq names its product isotocin-neurophysin IT 2-like. Gene Ontology annotation, molecular function: neurohypophyseal hormone activity. The transcript is spliced from 3 exons. Gene Ontology annotation, cellular component: extracellular region; secretory granule. The record is from RefSeq and is a predicted model, not a curated record. The coding region runs from base 1 to 285 and encodes 94 amino acids. NCBI's taxonomy places the organism in Eukaryota, Metazoa, Arthropoda, Insecta, Hymenoptera, Agaonidae.
AUGACAAAUUAUCCAAGAGGAGGUAAACGUGCCAUGUUUGCAAAUCCAACAUUUCUUUUAGAUAAAAUAGCUCGAGAAUUUGGUCCUCAUAUUUGUUGCGGUCCUACUAUGGGUUGCUUACUAGGAACUCCAGAAGCACAUCAUUGCCAAAAAGAAAGUCUUUAUUCGCAACCGUAUGUUGCAGGUUUUGCAAUGUGUCGAGGAAAUAGUGGAAGAUGUGCAGCAAAUGGAAUAAUGAAUAACAUUCCCAAGAAUCAUGUUUCAUUGAUUCAUCAUGCAAAUUAGAUGAAACAGGAUACAAUAGAAAAAUUGGUGUUGAAUUUGGUUCAUUUCAUUUAGAAAAUCCUGGA